CGCUCAUGGUACAUUCGUGCGCUGUGGGAACAGGUCGCUGACAGCUUCAUUAAUGGCUGCACAUCAGAUUUGCACGAUGGAGUUUUUCAUGAUACAGCCAACGACGCGGACGUAAAAGAAGCAAGAAUCAUGAAGGUGUUGAUGAGACGGAUGGUUCUGUAUCCUCAGAGUGUUGUCCGUUCAGGUGCACUCGGGACCGCUCUCCUUAACCUUGUCCAUCGCCAGCAGUCACCCGCUAUCCGCACCCUGUUCAGUGAGACCGGCGUGUGGGAGAAGGACUAUCGGGCAGAGACCCGAUGCAGAGUGGAGCAAUGGUGGCACCCGCGGAUCAUGGCGCAGUGGCGCAAGGACUCACUGGACAAGGAUCAGAACCGGGAAAAGUUCUAUGUUCUCUCCAUGUUCCCAUACCCAUCUGGACGACUGCACAUGGGCCAUGUGCGCGUCUACACGAUUAGCGACGUCAUUGGCCACUUUCAGAGAAUGAGAGGUUAUCAGGUAUUAAACCCAAUGGGCUGGGACGCUUUCGGCCUUCCAGCCGAGAAUGCGGCUAUUGAGAGACGUCUUGAUCCAGAAGAUUGGACUAAAAGGAACAUCAAGUCUAUGAAAGAGCAGCUAGACAGCCUUGGCCUUUGCUUUAACUGGGAUCGGGAGGUGACCACUUGCCUUCCUGACUACUACAAGUGGACACAGUAUCUCUUUGUUAAGCUCUUCAAAGCAGGGCUGGCUUAUCAGAAAGAGGCCGUGGUGAACUGGGACCCCGUUGAUCAGACAGUACUAGCUGAUGAGCAGGUGGAUGAAAAUGGUCGCUCCUGGAGGUCUGGUGCACUGGUGGAGCAGAAGUUGCUCACUCAGUGGUUCAUCAAGACCACACAUUACGGCAAGCCUCUUCUGGACGCCUUGUCCGACCUUCCAGAGUGGUACGGGGUUAAAGCCAUGCAGGCAAAUUGGAUUGGAGAGUGCACUGGCUGCUAUUUUGAUUUCAAACUCAAGGUGAGUGGGGAGGAGACGGAGGAGAUUCUAUCGGCGUACAGCUCCUCCCCAGAGGCAGUGUUUGGUGCGGCGUACCUGGCCAUCCUGCCCUCCCACAGACUGCUGCAUGGGAGCAGCUCAGUCCGCUCUGUGCUGGAGAAAGCCUGCCAGCCAGGCAGAGACUCCCAGACAGAAGUCACAGCUGUCAACCUGUUCACCGGCCACGAGGUUCCUCUGGUCAUAUCUCACAAGGAGGCAUUUGAUGGCUAUCUGGACACUGUGGUUGGCACACCAGACUGCAGUGAGGAGCAUUGGUCUGUGGCCAAAACGCUGAAUUUAACGUGGACCAAUGUUCUGAAGAGCCAUGAAGAUGGGACACAAAUUGUCAUUAAUUCUGACGAGUUCUCAGGAUUCACCAGAAAACAGGCUUUUGACUCCAUUACCCAGAAAGCCAGGGAGCGGAAGGUGGGGGGCCACCUUACCAGCUCAAAGCUCAGGGACUGGUUGAUAUCAAGACAGCGUUACUGGGGCACACCCAUUCCUGUGGUGCAUUGUGGGUGCUGUGGUCCAGUUGCUGUUCCCGAAGAGCAUUUACCAGUAACCUUGCCAAAGCUGCCGUCUCUCACCGGAAAGGGGGCAUCACCUCUAGAGGCUGCCCAUGACUGGGUUAACUGCAAAUGUCCAAGAUGUGACGGGCCUGCAAAAAGGGAGACUGAUACCAUGGACACGUUUGUAGACUCAGCCUGGUAUUACUUUCGUUACACCGACCCUCAUAACUCAGACAGGCCUUUUGAGCGCCACCUAGCGGAUCAUUGGCUGCCUGUGGAUGUGUACAUCGGAGGAAAGGAGCACGCCGUCAUGCAUUUGUACUACGCACGCUUUCUCUGUCACUUCUGCAAGGACCAGGGCCUUGUGGCGCACAGGGAGCCUUUCAGAAAGCUACUUGUCCAGGGUCUGAUCAAAGGUCAGACUUUCCGACGAUCAGACAGUGGCCAAUACCUAAAGAGAGAAGAAAUUGCCUUCACAGAAAAAGAGCCAGUGGCAUUGGGAGGCGGAAGCGUGGAAGUGACAUGGGAGAAAAUGAGCAAAUCUAAGCAUAAUGGUUUGGACCCGCAAGAGGUGGUGCAGCAAUACGGUGUGGACACAGUUCGACUCUACAUCCUUUACGCCGCACCACCUGAACAAGACAUUCUCUGGAAUCUUAAAAAGGAUGCUCUUCCUGGGGUCUUGCGCUGGCAGUCCAGACUGUGGCAGCUUGUGAGCAAGCUGCGAGGCGCUCGGCAACUCGGUGACGUCCCCGACCCCUCCUUGCUGAAAAAGAAGGAGCUGGCAGAGUCAAAGAAGAUCUGGAAUAACAAGAAUUACGCAAUUCAAGAGGUUACAUCUCACUUCACGGAAGACUUCUUGUUCAAUGCGGCCAUUUCUCGCCUCAUGGGACUUACCAAUACUUUGAGUAGUGCAUCUAUGAGGGUGGUGCAGCACAGUGUGGAGUUUGAGGAUGCUCUGGCCACACUGAUUAUGAUGACGGCGCCCAUGGCACCUCACCUGGCCUCUGAACUUUGGGCAGGGCUUUGCCAGGUGAACAACCCCAUCAGCAACACUCUCCGGCGGGGUGGAGACGUCCUGUCCCAGUCCUGGCCUACUGUGGAUCCCGAGUACCUGGAGACCCCUGACUUUGUGGGCAUUUCUGUGCUGAUUAACAACAAAGUUUGCGGGACAGUGACUGUACCUGUGCUAGUGUCCAAAGAUUUGGAUCAGGUGCAGAAGCUGGUCAUGGAGAGCCACCUAGGACAGAAGGUUCUCAAAGAACUGCACAUCAAGAGAGCCAUCCUCUCUCCCCGGACUGCCCUCAUCAAUUUCCUAGUCGGGGGGUGACGUUUGACCCUGUGCUUGGGCGACUGUUUGGUGGUGGCGAAUGUCCUUCAGUGGCAAAAGAAAAAGACUGUUAUACACUGAAAACUAAUAUUAAGGGUGGGGAAAAAUCUUAAUAGGUGAUGAUUGAAAUUUAACUCCCUAUUUUAGGGAGUUAAAAUGAUUGAAAAGUAACUCCCUAUUUUAAAAUACUUGUAUAAGUAUUAUAAUUUAUUCAUACGUUGUAAUAUUUUUAAAAGUUUUUUGUGUAUGUUCUAUGAUUAAAGGAGGAAGUCUAUUCUACCAAACCAACGACUUUGGAAUAGCUUGAAGUGCGAAUACGAGAAGUUAUGGCUUCCAUCCCACAAGAGUUCCUUGUGAAAUCGGUUAAUGCGGUUCCCAGGCGACUUGAGAAACUGGUGGCUAAUGCUGGCGCCCAUAUCGAAUUUGAAAUAAAACUCCAUGCAAUACGCUUUUUUUUUGUUCAUUUCUUGUAAGAAUUAUAAAAUAGGGAGUUACUUUUCAAUCACCCUGUGUGUGUGUGUGUGUGUGUGUGUGUGUGUGUGUGUGUGUGUGUGUGUGUGUGUAUAUAUAUAUAUAUAUAUAUAUGUGUGUAUAUGUGUGUGUAUGUAUAUAUAUAUAUAAUAUAUAUAU
Molecule: messenger RNA, 3474 nt
Organism: Phycodurus eques (leafy seadragon)
Lineage: Eukaryota; Metazoa; Chordata; Actinopteri; Syngnathiformes; Syngnathidae
Gene: lars2
Product: leucyl-tRNA synthetase 2, mitochondrial
Exons: 21
Coding region: 130-2844 (904 amino acids)
Biological process (GO): mitochondrial translation; leucyl-tRNA aminoacylation
Cellular component (GO): mitochondrion
Molecular function (GO): aminoacyl-tRNA deacylase activity; ATP binding; leucine-tRNA ligase activity
Source: RefSeq, a predicted model, not a curated record